This is a messenger RNA of Ipomoea nil (Japanese morning glory), 607 nucleotides long. RefSeq names its product probable E3 ubiquitin-protein ligase RHA1A. NCBI's taxonomy places the organism in Eukaryota, Viridiplantae, Streptophyta, Magnoliopsida, Solanales, Convolvulaceae. The transcript has 2 exons. The record is from RefSeq and is a predicted model, not a curated record. The coding region runs from base 27 to 554 and encodes 175 amino acids. Gene Ontology annotation, molecular function: zinc ion binding; ubiquitin protein ligase activity. Gene Ontology annotation, biological process: protein ubiquitination.
AUGCUUUAAUGUGAAAGUUGACUUCAAUGGGAUUUCCGGUGAUUUACACCGAUGUGCAUGUGCCCAGCGUCAUCGUUCAAAUUCUUUCCAUAAUGUGCUUUCUGAGAACCGUCUUUUUCUCCAUCUUCGCCUCUCUAGGGCUCACGGAGGCAGAAUCUCCUGAACUAGAGGUAUAUUUUCAUGAGAGUUCAGCUGGAAUUGGAAACCAGUCCGCGGAUUCAAUGUUGAUUCGGGAGCUUCUGGAGAUGGCGAAGUUCUCGGAGGUCGACGGCGGAGAAGAUAUGCUGGAAAGCUGCGUGGUGUGUUUGGGCGAGUACGAGAGCGGGGAUGAGGUCAGGUGGUUGAGGAACUGCAAUCACGUUUUCCACCGGAGAUGCCUGGACCGUUGGAUUGACAACGGACGGAAUACGUGUCCUCUAUGCAGGGCGUCGCUUGUGCCACGUGAGUUGCAGGAGGAGUUCGAUAAGCGGCUCCGGGCUGUUUCCGUCAUCAGUCGUGAUAUCAGUACUGAAUUUAACUCAGAACUACCGCAUCCUGUCUCCUUCUCCUCAUAAAGCUCCUUUUUUUUUGCCGAUUUAUUUUGAGAUCUACACGAUUGCACGUACGU